Molecule: messenger RNA, 288 nt
Organism: Arctia plantaginis
Lineage: Eukaryota; Metazoa; Arthropoda; Insecta; Lepidoptera; Erebidae
Source: the annotation of a GenBank genome assembly
AUGUCUAAUGAACUUUUCAAUUUUAUUCAGCAGAUAUCGAAGGACGACUUCCUGCCGAAGAAGAUCUGCGAGCGUUGCGUGACGAGGUUGGAACAACUGUACGAAUGGCGGCAGAACUGCCUUAGUACCGACUCCGUUCUCCGGAACUAUGCCGAGUCCAUGAAGAUUGUCACGUCUACUAUUAACUUUCAAGUAAGUGUAACAAAACCGUCUAUCAGUACUACAUCACCAGGCUUAAAACUAGUAGCACUCUCUACUGCUCCGUCCUGUCUGAGACUUAAUCUUUGA